Molecule: messenger RNA, 1608 nt
Organism: Ceratotherium simum simum (southern white rhinoceros)
Lineage: Eukaryota; Metazoa; Chordata; Mammalia; Perissodactyla; Rhinocerotidae
Source: RefSeq, a predicted model, not a curated record
CCUUCUGUUCAGGAAACUUGAGCUCCCAGGCAGCCUGGGUCCAGUUGGUGGCCAUGAGAGGUAGGGGUCUGGCCCUGUGGAUCUCAAGCUGAGGGCUUUCUGAUGGACCUGGGGCCCUCUGCUUUGCAGCUUCAAGAGCUAUGAUGGCAGUCAACAAGGACCCAACGUUGCUGGAGGGAGACCUCCCUGAGCAGGAGAACGUGCUGCAGCGGGUCUUGCAGCUGCCGGUGGUGAGUGGCACCUGUGAGUGCUUCCAGAAGACCUACACCAGCACCAAGGAAGCCCACCCUCUGGUGGCCUCUGUGUGCAAUGCCUAUGAGAAGGGCGUGCAGGGCGCCAGCAGCUUGGCGGCCUGGAGCAUGGAGCCAGUGGUCCGCAGGCUGUCCACCCAAUUCACAGCUGCCAACGAGCUGGCCUGCCGAGGCCUGGACCACUUGGAGGAGAAGAUCCCGGCCCUCCAGUACCCUCCUGAAAAGAUCGCCUCUGAGCUGAAGGACACCAUCUCCACCCGCCUUCGCAGUGCCAGGAACAGCAUCAGCAUGCCCAUUGCCAGUACCUCAGACAAGGUCCUGGGGGCUGCUCUGGCUGGCUGUGAGCUUGCCUGGGGUGUGGCCAAAGACACUGCUGAAUAUGCCGCCAACACCCGAGCUGGUCGGCUGGCCUCUGGAGGGGCCGACUUGGCCCUGGGCAGUGUUGAGAAGGUGGUUGAGUUCCUCCUCCCUCCAACCAAGGAAGAGUCAGCCCCCGCUCCAGGACACCAGCAGGCCCAGAAGCCUUCCAAGGCCAAGCCAAGCCUCAUGAGCAGGUUUGGGGCCCUGGCCAACACCCUCUCUGAACACACCUUCCAGACCAUGGCCCAGGUGCUGAAGCAGGGCCACACCCUGGCCAUGUGGAUCCCGGGUGUGGCGCCCCUGAGCAGUCUGGCCCAGUGGGGCGCGUCAGCGGCCAUGCAGGUGGUGUCCCGGCGGCAGAGUGAGGUGCGGGUGCCCUGGCUGCAUAGCCUCACCAGCACCCCGGAGGAGGACCACGAUGACCAGGCGGACACAGGCGGGGAGGAGACGGAGGAGGAGGAGGAAUCCGAGACCGAGGAGAGCAAGCUCAGUGAGGGAGCAGCCCUGCCCAGCCCACAAGGCUUUCUGGGCAGUGUGGCACAUGCCCUGCAGAAGGCCUUCCAGGGCACCAUCAAAGCGGUGACUUGGGCCCCUGUGGCUGUGCUGGGCACCGCAGGGAGGAUGCUGCAUCUCACGCCAGCCCAUGCUGUCUGCUCCACCAAGGGGAGGGCCAUGUCCCUGUCCGACACUCUGAAGGGCGUUACUGACAACGUGGUGGACACGGUGGUGCACUACGUGCCGCUCCCCAGGCUGUCACUGAUGGAGCCCGAGAGCGAAUUCCGGGAUAUCGACAACCCGCCGGACAGGGGGGACCUGCCCGCCGCGCCGCGCCCGGCCUUCCCAGCCGUGCCCCGCGAGAAGCCCACGCGCAGGGUCAGCGACAGCUUCUUCCGGCCCAGCGUCAUGGAGCCCAUCCUGGGCCGCGCGCAGUACAGCCAGCUGCGCAAGAAGAGCUGAGUCCGCCGCGCCCCCGCCCUCCCGGCCCGGCCGGCGCGGA